Messenger RNA from Eutrema salsugineum, 1347 nucleotides. Its product is annotated as phospholipase A(1) DAD1, chloroplastic. Gene Ontology annotation, molecular function: glycerophospholipase activity. Gene Ontology annotation, biological process: lipid metabolic process. NCBI's taxonomy places the organism in Eukaryota, Viridiplantae, Streptophyta, Magnoliopsida, Brassicales, Brassicaceae. The coding region runs from base 1 to 1347 and encodes 448 amino acids. The record is from RefSeq and is a predicted model, not a curated record. The transcript has a single exon.
AUGAGAAUCUCUCUUUCUCCCAUACGUCCGUACAGUGUAGUACACUCAUUACCAAACCACGACGUCGUUUCUCACGUUAAUGUUACCAUGUCUAAUCGUCACUGUCGAUGCGUACUUACUCUCCCUUCACCUACAAUUUCUACUUCCCGAUCACCGGUUAUGCCCAAACCAGAUACCUGGGAGAGUUUGCUGCUAAACCAGGACCACACUGUUCCCGUCGAAUUGUCGUCGUCUGGUUCGAAUUAUCCGGUUAAGCUCGGCCGGAGAUGGAUGGAGUACCAAGGGCUUCAGAAUUGGGAAGGUCUUUUGGACCCAUUGGACGAAAAUCUCCGUCGAGAGAUUCUCCGGUACGGUAAAUUCGUCGAAUCGGCUUAUCAAUCCUUCGAUUUCGAUCCUUCCUCUCCAACCUACGCGACGUGUCGGUUUUCGAGGAGCACGUUGUUAGACCGAUCCGGUUUACCUAAUUCCGGUUAUCGACUCACGAAGAAUCUCCGUGCCACAUCAGGUAUAAACUUGCCACGUUGGAUUGAAAAAGCGCCUAGCUGGAUGGCUACACAAUCCAGCUGGAUUGGUUACGUGGCAGUAUGUCAAGACAAGGAGGAGAUCUCGCGCCUGGGGCGCAGAGACGUCGUCAUCUCCUUCCGCGGAACCGCCACGUGUCUCGAGUGGUUAGAGAACCUUCGCGCCACGCUGACUCAUCUCCCUGAUGAUGGGCCUACCGGACCGAAUUUAAACGGGUCUAAUUCUGGGCCCAUGGUCGAGAGCGGGUUUUUGAGUUUGUACACUUCAGGGGCCCACAGUUUGAGAGACAUGGUACGAGAAGAGAUCGCUAGGCUGCUCCAAUCGUACGGCGACGAGCCGUUAAGUUUAACGAUAACGGGACACAGCCUCGGAGCGGCGAUCGCGACGUUAGCGGCGUACGAUAUCAAAACGACGUUUAAACGUGCGCCGAUGGUAACGGUCAUAUCUUUCGGAGGUCCACGUGUCGGAAACAGAAGUUUUCGGAGACUCCUUGAGAAGCAAGGCACGAAGGUUCUGAGAAUCGUUAACUCCGAUGACGUCAUCACAAAAGUGCCAGGUGUGGUUUUAGAUAGCAGAGAUCAGCAAGAUAACGUGAAGAUGACGGCGUCAAUGCCGAGCUGGAUACAGAGACGCGUGGAGGAGACGCCGUGGGUUUACGCGGAGGUGGGGAAAGAACUACGCCUGAGCAGCCGUGACUCGCCGUACGUGAACAGCAUCAAUGUUGCCACGUGUCACGAGCUGAAGACGUAUCUACAUUUGGUCGACGGGUUCGUGAGCUCCACGUGCCCGUUCAGAGAAACGGCUCGAAGAGUCCUCCAUAGAUGA